Messenger RNA from Mytilus californianus (California mussel), 1277 nucleotides. RefSeq lists its product as uncharacterized. Gene Ontology annotation, biological process: glucan catabolic process. Lineage: Eukaryota; Metazoa; Mollusca; Bivalvia; Mytilida; Mytilidae. The coding region runs from base 138 to 1181 and encodes 347 amino acids. Gene Ontology annotation, molecular function: beta-glucosidase activity. Gene Ontology annotation, cellular component: extracellular region; cell surface. The record is from RefSeq and is a predicted model, not a curated record. The transcript is spliced from 2 exons.
UUUAAAGAGAUUUAGUCACAAGAUAAGUGCAAACGUGUACGCUUAUUAUGCAGGACACUUAAAGUUGUAGACUCAAAACAACGUUUUCGAUUUGAAGUUAUAGCAGGGAUAGCAGUACAGAUAGAAACCUUACAAAGAUGGUUUUGCUUAUGCUAGUGGUACUGUACUUCUGCAGUUUAGAAGAAGUAGUUGCUUCAGACAAUCCAAUUUCACCACAGGCUUACAAAAAUGUUCUAAAUCAAGGAUUUGCAACCACAUAUUUUGAACAAUUAAAUUUUGACCAAGUCUACGAUAAAAAGGACGUUGUAGAUGUUUCUGAGAGAGGAUUCACAAACUUAAGGUUACGAUGCAGAGAAGAUCUUGACGGGUUUAAUAUGACAGCAUUUUUAGCUAAUUUAGAGACGGUUGUAGAUGAUUGCUUAAGUCUUAAUGUUACACCUUACAUUUCUUGGAUAAAUCAUGCAGCGGAAGCCGAUGCCACUGAGGAAUAUCGACAAGGUUAUUUGGAUUGGUGGAAAGCUGUUGCAAUACAAUUGAAGGACAAAGAUUACAGACUUUCAUUUAACUUAUUUACCGAGCUUGACACAGAUAGCAGCCUACGUACAAACUCAUCAGGCUACAAUGACUGGACUCGUUCUGUCAUAAAAGUCAUCCGUGAUACAGGUGGAAAUAACGAGAAGCGUAUUCUUAUUCUUGCGUCUCCUGAGAUAAGUGCAGAAGGUUUGCAAAAAAUAGACCCAACCAUUUACCAGAAUGAUACCUAUUUGAUGAUAGAAGCACACACAUAUGCAGCAGGACCACAAAACAUAUUCGAGAACGGUUCAUGUAAGAGUUCCCCUCCAAGAUGCUGGAUAGGGGAUGGCGAAACUAUCGGUAAAAGUCUUGUGGACCAGAACAUUGAAUUUGCAACAAAGUUCACAAAAGACAAUGGCAUUGAGAUCGUCUGGGGGGCAUGGAUGCCGUUUGACAAUACGUCAGGAGGAUUAAACCAAACAGAAGUUAUUGAUUUUAGUACGUAUUUUGUUCAAAGUCUUAAAAAUGCAUCGAUCCCUUGGUCUGUGAAUGACCUUGACAAAUUCUAUGAUGUCAUGGCAAGCCAGUGGAAAACAGAGCUGUCAACCAUCAAAGAGCAGCAGUUUAAUACAACACUCGUAUUAGACGCAAUUGUUGAAAAUAUGUAAUUUGAUUUAAUUCAACAGGUAAAACAUUGCGAAAUGAAAACAUGCAAGUUGUUGUACGCCUGUGAAUAAAUAUUGAUAAAUAUGGCUGAAAGACUA